AUGUCGGGGAGUGACAGCGAAAGUGGCAUUGACAGCACUCCACAUAGUGCGGUAAGCACACCCCAAAGACAUUCCAAAAAUAAAAAGCCAGUCUCGAAGAAAAAUGUGGAUUUCUCUAAUCCCAAAGAAGAGCUGCAAAAUGAAAUGAAAGUGCAAUACAAAGCAGGUUCCCAAGAUUCCACCAGGGCCAAACAGAACCAGAUUUAUGCCGGCGUCCAACUAUCGCCGAAGGUUCUUACCCAGAAAGGAGAAGGUUCACCAAUAGAGAACAAAGACCGUAUCGCCGUAUUUUCAGAAGAAAAUUACAAAACCCAAAGAAAUUAUACAGCAACUAAUGAACUACCUCCACAGGAAGACCUCUCAGAAGGAAAAUCACCACUUCAUGGGGCCAUUGACACAGCGGUUACUCAUAAACCAUUAAAGGCAGGGAAACAGACGUUCAGGUGGAACCUUAUAUUUAACCUUCUCUUCUGGAUCAUCGUCCCAAUGCCUGUGUGGGUGCCGUUUGUGUCACAGACCGUCGCCUGGUACUUAAUUCCCGCUGUCCAGGCUGUGUUUGUCUUCAUGUGGGUGGUCGUGGUUACCUUGGCCUGCAAGAACAUGAUUGUCCUUUACAUGAACAAAAAUAAAGAUUUCCGAGAAGACUAUCCCGACUACAUUGAAAUCCGCCACCUGGUGGUUAUCAGCUGUUACAAGGAACCAGUAGAACUGAUUGCAAGAAGCGUUCAGACUUUAGCAGACCAGACCGAAGUCGGGCGCAUCUCCAUGUUGAUUUCAUUUGAAGAAAAGACACCGGAAGUGCAAACCAAAUGCGAUAAACUUCGCGAAAUUUUUAAGGAUGCUGGUUUCGAGCGUCUAAUCCUCAACAUUCACCCCUUUGGUCUUCCAAAUGAGAUCCCAGGAAAGUGCUCCAAUGUUAAUCACGGCCUCCGGCAGGCGACACAGGUAAUGCAAGAGGAGCUUGGGGCAUACUUCGAUGCUGAAAAGAUUAUUGUUACCAAUUCUGACGCCGACACACACUUCCACCCUAGCUACAUCGCAGCUCUGACUUCCAAGUUCAUAAAGGAGAAAACCCCACAUGGAGUCAUAUUCCAGGCACCCUUGUUCUACAACUGGGGUUUGGAUGGAAGUAGCUUUGUCACCCGUGUAACCGGCCUUCUGCGCACCACUCUGAUGAUGGGGGCUCUGAUCCCAUUCAACAUCAAUUCCAUGAGCAUUUUCUCCUUUUCCUUGCGUCUGUGUAUUGACGGAAACUUUGGUCACCCUGCAUACCAGAUGGAGGAUAUUAUCUGCCUCAUCCGAUGGAUGGGCAUAACUCGUCGCCGCCUCCGUAUUCCGAUGAUUCCGGUCCCCGUCAUCAGCGGACCCACAUCCGGUGAGACCGUGGAGCUAGAAGUGGCUGAGUGGGCGCGUCAAGCCAGAAGAUGGACCAUUGGUGCCGCUGAAGUUUUCCACUACUACGUGAUGAAAGCCGGUCGCAUGCCGUUCUGGCCUGCCUUCUCCUGGGGUCUUUGUUUCCUUUCUUACUACGGCGUCCUGCUCUGCUCGGGAGGUUUGUACGGUAUCUCUGCCGGUUUGUCUAUGGCUUUCCUGGUGAAAGACGCACCGUUCUACAUUAACUACGCGAUGUACGGUUUGGCUGGGCUCCAGCAACUCGCUUUUCUUUGGGUCUUCAUGAUGGACGUAUUCGGACCAAGGCUGAUGAAGGUCAAAGAGCAUAUUAGUUUCGUUCGUAACUUUCUUCAUUUUCUCCUCACUCCGCUGGUGCUACUAGGGUACUCCUUGGUGGAGUUCUACGCUCUGCACGAAGUUGCUGUCAGAGGAAAAGAAGUCUGCAAACAUGGCGCCUCAAAGAAGAGUGCGCUGGGAGUUGUCUCAUCAACAGUUUAG
Messenger RNA from Lingula anatina, 1890 nucleotides. RefSeq lists its product as uncharacterized. The record is from RefSeq and is a predicted model, not a curated record. Lineage: Eukaryota; Metazoa; Brachiopoda; Lingulata; Lingulida; Lingulidae.